This is a messenger RNA of Folsomia candida, 2361 nucleotides long. RefSeq names its product ATP-binding cassette sub-family F member 2. Lineage: Eukaryota; Metazoa; Arthropoda; Collembola; Entomobryomorpha; Isotomidae. Gene Ontology annotation, molecular function: ATP hydrolysis activity; ATP binding. Bases 282 to 2237 code for a protein of 651 amino acids. The transcript is spliced from 21 exons. The record is from RefSeq and is a predicted model, not a curated record.
CAAAUCCUUUUCAUCCCCGUGCUCAGCCCACCUACUCGUCUCUACCUCCGCUCCAAUUUGGAUUCUCGGAAAUUUCAAAGUUUCUCGAAAUUGAAAUUUAGGUCAAGGUGUGGCUUGUGUGGAAACUGUUGGUCAUCAUCUUUUCAUCAUCGUAGGACUUUAAAACAACUGUUUUACGAUAAACCCGUUGAUAACAAAAAGAGAAAAUUCAAGUUCAUCUUAGAAGAUCUUAAGAGGUUCUGUUCUUUAUAUAUCAUUCGGCCAACGGCUCUUCUGAGAAAAUGCCUUCCGACGCAAAGAAGAAACGCGAUUUGGCCAAGAAACAGGCCGCAAAGACGAAAGGAGGUAAACCAAAAUCGGUUGAAAAUGGAGACGACCAAGGGCAAGAAACUCCACAAACCAAUGGUCAUUCGAUGACGAACGGAAAUGGAGAAACCAACGGGGCUGGGGAUACCAAUGGUGACAUUGACGACGUUGUUAAACGAGAAGAAUUGCUUUGUCAAAAGCUGGAGAAAGAGGCAAGGUUGAAUUCGGAAGCCAGGGCUUGUACAGGGAACUUCGCACUGCACCCGAAGUCGCGAGACAUCAAGAUAGACAUGUUGUCUAUUACUUUCUAUGGCCGAGAAAUCCUUGUAGAUACAAAGCUGGAAUUGAAUUGUACAAGGCGAUAUGGAUUAGUGGGUGCAAACGGAAGUGGCAAGAGUACUCUGUUAGCUGUUGUGGGGAAUCGAGAAGUUCCUGUUCCGGAUCAUAUUGAUAUUUUCUUGGUCGAUCGUGAAAUGCCAGCAACGGAUAAGACAGCCUUACAGUGCGUCAUGGAGGUCGAUGCCGAGCGAGUUAGGCUAGAAACUUUGGCAGAGAGUUUGGUGGCUUGUGAAGAUGAUGAAUCUCAAGAGCAACUUAUGGACGUUUACGAAAGAUUGGAUGAAAUAUCUGCGGAUACUGCAGAAGUACGUGCAGCGUACAUAUUGAACGGUUUGGGAUUCACCCAUGCUAUGCAGAAUAAGAAAUGCAAAGAUUUCAGCGGAGGUUGGAGAAUGCGAAUAGCUCUAGCACGCGCGCUGUAUCUAAAACCAAGUUUGCUCCUAUUGGAUGAACCAACUAAUCACCUUGAUUUGGAUGCCUGUGUGUGGCUGGAAGAGGAAUUGUCGAAGUAUAAGCGAAUGUUGGUGAUCAUUUCCCAUUCUCAAGAUUUCAUGAAUGGCGUUUGUACCAAUAUUAUUCACUUGGAGAAGCAAAUGUUGAAACCUUAUACGGGGAACUACGAUUCUUUUGUGAAGGCGAGGUCGGAAUUGUUGGAAAACCAGAUGAAACAAUACAACUGGGAACAACAACAAAUCGACCAUAUGAAAAACUACAUCGCAAGAUUCGGUCACGGAAGCGCAAAGCUGGCUAGGCAGGCACAGAGUAAGGAAAAAACCCUUGCAAAAAUGGUUGCUGGAGGAUUGGCUGAGAAAGUUGUCGCUGACAAGACUCUGUCAUUCUCGUUUCCUUCGUGUGGAACGAUUCCACCACCAGUUAUUAUGGUGCAAAAUGUUAGCUUCCGUUAUAAGGAAGGGACACCUUGGAUUUAUCGCAAUUUGGAAUUCGGUAUCGAUCUCGAUACACGGAUCGCACUCGUAGGCCCAAAUGGUGCCGGGAAAAGUACAUUGUUGAAGAUGAUUUUUGGGGAACUCCAUCCCACUUCUGGUAUGAUUCGACGGAAUUCGCAUCUACGAUUUGGGCGAUACCAUCAGCAUCUUCACGAGUUACUGGAUAUGGACAUGACGCCUUUGGAUUAUAUGAUGAAGUGUUUUCCUGACGUGAAGGAGGUGGAAGAGAUGCGAAGAAUUAUAGGACGGUAUGGGUUAUCGGGAAAGCAACAGGUCAGCCCCAUGCGACAACUGUCUGAUGGACAACGUUGCCGAGUUGUAUUUGCGUGGUUAUCUUGGCAAGUACCACAUUUAUUGCUGCUGGAUGAACCUACAAAUCACCUCGACAUAGAAACGAUUGAUUCGCUCGCGGACGCUAUAAAUGAUUUUGAUGGGGGUAUGGUCCUAGUGUCCCACGACUUCCGAUUGAUUUCUCAGGUUGCUGAGGAAAUAUGGGUAUGUGAAAAUGAAACGGUGACCAAAUGGCCGGGUGAUAUUCUGUCAUAUAAGGCUCAUUUGAAGAGCAAAAUCGUGAAAGAUGACCAGGAUGAACCCGUAAAUAAACCCAAGAAAAUUACCACCACCAACAAGAAGAAAGUUAAAUAACGAAAGUAGAAAUAAGUGCGCAAUUACUCGUUAUUAUUAUUAUUAUAUAAGAUGAAACGAUGCGAAACUUUAAUUCUUGAUUUAAUACUAAUUCUUGGGGAAUUACAUGGUUGUUUUAUGGAAA